AUGUUUUCAACUGUUUAUGUAACGUUAUUUUACUUAAUUAACAUCUCAUUAACUGAGAAGGUUACGUGGUUACCAAAUACAAAUUUUAAUUCACCAUUGAAUUUUAAGGAUGGCAAGAUCCCUUGCUCAAAACAAAAUGUGAUCUUUCCAGAUACUCUUAAUGGCAUUAUAAAUUUGGAAUCUGAUAUAUCUGUCAACAGUUUUAUUCUGCCCAUGGAUGGAGAAUUGCUUAUAUCAGACGGCGUCAUAAUGCUUGGACCGGGAAAUGAUAAUUGCACGGAGACCGGAAAUGCUUACUUCUUAGAGAAGUCUGUUUCUUCUUGGGCUCAAGCAGGCGUGUGGAGCUCUCCGAAAUUUAAUGAAGCGACGCCUGAUGCAGAACGAGUGCCUUGUUUUGAUGAUGUUGUUGAGUUUCCUGAGAAUUCAGUUUUCACUGUUGUACUACCCGAAAGAGAGCAAGUUGUAAAAAGUGUUAAAAUACGUGGUGUAACCUAUAAUUAUAAUGGAUUAGGAUUUUUAAAGGCGACUCACGAUCCAUCACAACAAUUUGUUUUACCAUUGACUAAUUAUUAUUUUAAUUUUAAUACUGUAAAAAUUAUUAAUAAUGUACAAUGUCAGUCUCGUAGUGGAUGUCCCUGUCAGGAUAAUUUCCUCAAAAUUGACUGUUCUGCAAAGUUUUGUUCAGUGCCUACGUGUAUGGAUCCCAUACAGCCUAUCGGACAUUGCUGUAAAAUAUGUGGUGGUGUUACGGUUUUUGAUGUAGACCAAAGUUUCGAUUUGAUGGAAUUUCAUGAAUUUGUCGAUAAAAUAGUACAGAGUUAUGAUAAAGAUAAACUAAUUGUACAUGUGGGUAGAUUGAAAAACAAAAUACAACUUGUUGUAGUCGAAAAAGGAGAUUAUACUGGAAUGAGUGCUGAAGUUGCAUAUUUUAUUGACCGGUGGUUACCAAAACACUGGGGGAAUGGAUUGAGGCAAACUCUCAUAAGCGGUAGUCCAAGAGAUAGUUAUGGACAGAGUGGAAAAAUUAUUUAUUUAUCAAUACUCUGUGUAGUUUUAGUUUUCACAGGUAUUUAUCUUUAUUAUUACAAAUUACCAGCCUUGAGAUAUCCCCUAAUUGGUGGAAUAGGUCUAUCAAGGUAUCAACGUCGAAGCGAUAGUGUCGUCUCAUUAACGCGGAGAGAUUCUAUUGUUUCAACUGGUACUCAAAGAAGAGCUGCUUUUAGGAAUCCAUUGUAUGAUUCAAGAAGAGGUCGGGUUAUAGUUGAGGAAACCUCUAGUGAUUAUUAA
Molecule: messenger RNA, 1287 nt
Organism: Leptidea sinapis
Lineage: Eukaryota; Metazoa; Arthropoda; Insecta; Lepidoptera; Pieridae
Gene: Amnionless
Product: protein amnionless
Exons: 1
Coding region: 1-1287 (428 amino acids)
Biological process (GO): receptor-mediated endocytosis; intracellular protein localization
Cellular component (GO): endocytic vesicle; apical plasma membrane
Source: RefSeq, a predicted model, not a curated record